Molecule: messenger RNA, 1362 nt
Organism: Salarias fasciatus (jewelled blenny)
Lineage: Eukaryota; Metazoa; Chordata; Actinopteri; Blenniiformes; Blenniidae
Gene: ogfod2
Product: 2-oxoglutarate and iron-dependent oxygenase domain containing 2
Exons: 7
Coding region: 66-1118 (350 amino acids)
Molecular function (GO): oxidoreductase activity, acting on paired donors, with incorporation or reduction of molecular oxygen; L-ascorbic acid binding; iron ion binding
Source: RefSeq, a predicted model, not a curated record
GGUCAGCCUGACGCCGUUUCUGUAAAUGUUUUUAUCCUACUUUUUUUCUUAUCCGACAGACAAUAAUGACAGAAGAAGGAGUUUUAAAGCCUCGGUUUUAUACAUGUGGCUGUUUUAGUACGGAUAACAUUUUCCUGGAGGACUUUAAGCUUCAUGUCCGCUUCGUCUCGGAGGAGCAGUUCAGACUGGAAUAUCACACACUACUACAGACGCUUGGCUGUGUCACGGACGAGCAGUUUGAGGAUGUACUCAGUAAGAUUUCUGUGGAGGUGGACAGACGCAGACGUCUCGGCGUUUCGUCCGCAGAGCGAGCUGCAGCUAUAAAAGACACGUAUCGGCCUCUUCAUCCUCACGUCUACCGUCUGCAGGACUCCUUCCUCGCUCCUCGGCUCAAGCAGAUGGUUGAAUACUGUCGGAGCAGCAGCGCCACCGAAGACGGCCUCUUGGAGAUGUUGGAGGAAGAGGCAGCUCCGAGGGUCUAUCGCUUCCCCGUCUUCCAGAAAGCCUUCUGUGACGAGCUGGUGGAGGAGCUGGAGCACUUCGAGCGGUCCGCAGCCCCAAAGGGACGACCCAACACCAUGAACCACUACGGGAUUCUCCUCAACGAGCUGGGCUUCGACGAGGGCUUCAUCACGCCUCUCCGCGAGCACUACCUGCAGCCGCUGGCCGCGCUGCUGUACCCGGACUGCGGGGGCCGCCGUCUGGACAGCCACAAGGCCUUCGCCGUCAAAUACGACCUGAAGGAAGACCUGGACCUGAGCUACCAUUACGACAACGCAGAGGUCACCCUCAACGUGUCCCUGGGCAAAGAGUUCACCGAGGGAAACCUCUACUUCGGUGACAUGAGACAGGUGCCGGUCAGCCAGACGGAGUGUUCGGAGGUGGAGCACCGGGUGAGCCAGGGCCUCCUGCACCGCGGCCAGCACAUGCACGGCGCCCUGCCCAUCUCCUCCGGCCAGCGCUGGAACCUCAUCGUGUGGAUGAGGGCCUCGCAGCAGCGCAACCAGCUCUGCCCCAUGUGCGACCGCAGGCCGGCGCUGGUGGAGGCGGACGGCUUCGCCGACGGCUUCACCGGACCGCCGGAGUCCCCGCUCCACGCUGUGUGUGCGCUGACGUGACGCACGCACGCCUCACUUUAGCUCCUCAUCAGUAAGCAACGACAAACUGUGACUAUAUUCCAGAUUGGAAUGAUUGAUUCUAUUUUGUGUCAAAGUGGUGGCGUGUUUAGCCUGGUGUGAGGAGUUUCCAUGUUCUCCCGGUGCGUGAUUGUGGGUUUUCUGUGUUUACUCCAGAUCACUGGUGGUUGUAAGUGUGAAUGUGUCGAAGAAUAAUCAGUGACAACAGCACUGGAGGAAUAAAUUC